This is a messenger RNA of Guillardia theta CCMP2712, 270 nucleotides long. RefSeq lists its product as hypothetical. NCBI's taxonomy places the organism in Eukaryota, Cryptophyceae, Pyrenomonadales, Geminigeraceae. The transcript has 4 exons. The coding region runs from base 1 to 270 and encodes 89 amino acids. The record is from RefSeq and is a predicted model, not a curated record.
AUGCUGGAUAAUCUCUUCAUCUUCCCCGGGAAGGACCCGAUGUGGGGCAGGAGCUUCUUGCACGUGCUGAUCUCCUUGCUCGUCAUCAUGCUGGCGGUGCUGAUUGUUACCUACUUCCUCGAGAAGCGCAAGGACGAGACGGGAGAGCAUCCGCUGGAUAACUGGAUCCAGAGCUUACGGGAGGCCUGGCAGACGCUCUCCACUACAUGUGCCGACUGGUGGCAGCAGACUUUCUCUAGGAACGGGACAGAGGCGCAACCGAUUGUGUGA